UGUGCGCUCGUGCAUGUGCAUUAUUAUAAAUAAUACAAAUUUAAAUGUUAUAGUUUCUCAUUACAAAAGAUAAUCUCAGUUUUUUAGGGUGCAGAGAAACCAUAUGGAGAUUGCAACAGAAUACUGAACUGCAAUCAAAGAUACAUGCCAAAAUGGAGUGUUUAUUUAGACGGGUGACAGGCAGGUACGUGGUCUGGGACAGGCAGGGUUUCAGAAGGAAUCAGGGCGUGACAAUUGGUGUCUGCUGCCUGGUUGCCUGGAUACGGGUUGUCUGGCUGUAUGGCCAACAUUUCACUUUGUUCUGACGUGAGAAUGACCAACGAGUAGCUGCUUUUGAUGAGCGGCGCCGGAUGGUUGUUUUGGUAGUUCCAGCUGAUUGGCUUGGCCGCAUUGUGUUCUUGCUACUCAGUGUUGAUUGAUUGUUGUCCACAUCAAUAUCCGUAGGUUGCUCAACCUGACGACAGGGGUAUUUAUUCUGCCAUUGACCGAUUUUGUUCUUAUCCUUCUGGGGGCCCUCUGUCCAGUCCAUGAAGUCAUCUUGAUCUUGUCCAUAGCAGGACUGGAUGGCGGCUGGAGCUGUGUUGGGCUGGUUCUGACUUGCAGAGAGAGGCCUAUUUGGAAGUAAAUGUUUGUUGUCCACAACAUCAACGUCCAUAGGUUGCUCAACCUGAUGACAGGGAUAUUUAUUUUUCCAUAGACCGAUUUUCAUAUUAUCUUUCGGUGGGCCCUUUGUCCAGUCCAUGAAGUCAUCUUGAUCUUGUCCAUAGCAGAUGUUUUUCUGGAUGGUGGCUGGUGCUGUGUUGGGCUGGUUCUGACUUGCAGAGGGAGGCGUAUUCCGAAGUAAUGUUUGUUGUCCACAACAUCUACUUCCAUAGGUUCCUCAACCUGACGACAGGGGUAUUUAUUCUGCCAUUGACCGAUUUUGUUCUUAUACUUCUGUGGCCCCUCUGUCCAGUCCAUGAAGUCAUCUGGAUCUUGUCCAUAGCUGGAUUUUGUCUGGAUGGUGGCUGGAGCUUUGUUAGGCUGGUUCUGACAUGCAGAGGUAGGCGUUCUCCAAAGUAAAUGUUGCCAUUGUCCCUGUAAAUAAAUAAAUUAUAAUCAAAUCCUGGAUUGUCUUGUGAUUACACAGCCACAUGAGGACUGUCUGAUAUUGAUGCUGUCUGACAUUCAGACAGGUCCAGAUUGGCAUUAUGCAUGGGAUUUAUGACCAGGUGCACCUUGGUUAAAUCUACUCCAUUGUGUGCUCUCUCAAUGAGAUAGGAACGCAAACUACGAGAAGAAAUGGCUAGUCAAACCAGGGUCUGAGACUGUGAUAUGCAGGAAUGUGUGUAUAUAUGACCAGACCACUGUGUAUUGGCGGUCCAAUUAACAAGCAAACGACAAUCAUUGUUUGGCUUUACUGAUAGGAUACCCCACAUUUCAAUAGCGAAGACGGAUCAGGUUAACUGGGAGGAUGCUGGCACCUGGCUGAAAGAUGGUUCUAAAUUCUCCCCCACGUUGUAUGUUAUGUGUGUUCCAUUCUAUUGGGCUGCCCCGGCACAGCGGGUUGUUCAUGGUGUUGACAGAUCUUGACCACAAAAUGGCCAUGAAGAACAAAAUUGUAAACCAUUGGACCAUUGACGGACCUCAAAAAAUUGGUUAAUGUCUUCUGUUUUUACACAGGAUCAGGGUGGGAAGCAGUGGCGGGUGGCGUACUACUCAACGCCUCUGAUUCCGUCUCUAAAGGUUACACUGUAGCUGACAUGGCUGCUAAAGCUGCUGCCACGUCUCCUGUCUCCCCCAUUUUUCAGAUGGUUUCUCUGCCUCCAACUGAUGUUUUCUCUCGUAAUGACGUUUCUGACUCGCAAUCAGGCGCUGACACAUUGGAGGUCUCUCGUCAGAAGGGGUUGAAAUGCUCCUUUGACCAGAAGCUGAAGUGUUGGGUUUGUCCUUCUUCGCCCCUGUUACCUCAUGUUGCAAAGUUGGUACAUGGCCAAGAGCAAGUUUCCAAGGGUGGGGUUGUGAAUAUUGUACUUAACUUUUGGUUUGCACCAAGAUUUUCCCUAUAUGCCAAAAAUGUUGGUGCAAAAUGUGUGAUUUGUAUGUCACACAAUGUGGGUAGGGGCACAUCGAUGUCAGCCCAUCCAAGGUCUGAGGGGCCGUUUGAGCACUUAAUGAUGGAUUUCAAUGAGUUGACUCCAUGCCAGGUAUACAACUAUUGCCUGGUAAAGGUGGAUGCAUUCUACAAGUGGGUAGAAGCAUUUCCAUGCAAACAUGCCACAGCCAUCGCUGUCGCAAAGAAUUUGAUACUGGAAAUUAUUCCCAGAUGGGGCCUACCAUCAGAAAAUGGUUCCCAUUUUGUAAAUAGUGUGAUUGAAUGCAUCUCCACUAGUCCGAAAACCGAUCCGCGCACACAUUGUAGCUAUCAUCCAGCCAGUGGUGGCUUGGUUGAUAGGGCUAAUCAAUUGUCCGAAUUGAUGGCUGAGACAGGGUUGUCAUGGGUAACAGUGAUGCCACUUGCCUUAAUGUACAUGCGAGGCAGAGAGCAUCAUACUACGGGUCUUUCUCCUCAUGAGGAGAUUAUAGGCAGACCAAUGAGGAUCAUCUCCACUCCUUUCCCACAGAAUAGACUGACGCUGAAAAACAGAGAUGGUGAGUUCCUAACAAUGUGUUGAAGUCUAUUUUUCCUAGGGUGAAAGCAGCCAUGCCUGAGCCAAAGGGAGGACCACUCCACAAGAUCCAACCAGGUGACUAGGUCGUUGUGAGGGACCUUUGUUUUCCACAACAUAAUCUUGGCGCUGCGAGCAGGGUUGGCAUCGGGCUGGUUGGCUGUCGACUGCGGAAGGCGCCGUGGGUCGGUUCGGACAAACAACACAUGGCCACUUUGAGAGGGCCAACCGGGAGAGAUGAGGAGGCAGGAAGGCCCGAGUGACUGCAUGGACGAAUCCACCGCGCCGAGUCACCCUCAGUAGGAGAAGACUGCUGUGGGACAGGACCAGGCAGCUUUGAGUUUAGCUGUAUGAGUGUGCCCCGCGAGUACCACCUCAGACAAACUUUGGGUGACAGCACGGGCGGGGGCUGAAUGAGUGGCCGCCUCUUACAGGUGUGUGGGAGUCCGCUGCUGUGGGAUAGUUGAGCGUGAAUGGUUAGGGCCAAGAGUGGGAAAGUAUAGCACUCUCCUGUUCGGAGGAGUAUAGAGGAAUAUGUUAAGGGGUGUGUAGGCGCAGAGAGAAGUGCUGCGAGAAGUGUUGAGUUGUUUGUGAAUGGGAUGAAGGUCAAUAUUCGAGAAGACAGGCUGAGGUCGAACAGGAACUUAGUUCCAAGGAGGUAUACGACAUGUUGUGUGUGAACGAGUGGGGUUGUAAGAAGACCUGUAUGGUAACGUCCUGUGGACCUGGAAGCAGGCAGGGACCAGUAGACUGUGAGUGUGAAUGUGUGUGCAAAAGAGUGUGUGUGAGGGAAGAGAAUUCCUGUCUGUAAGGAUCUUUGUGAAAGGAGAUUCAUUGGGAGUGAUGCGUAUAUUGGGUAAAUUGAUAGGAGUAGAUGAUAGUGAUAUUUGCUAGAAAAGGGACGUGUGGAUAGAUGGGAAGAAAAUAGACAGAUAGACAAAGAUUUUGUGGGAGAUGUGCCACGAGAAAGUAUUCAACAGUGGACAAAGGAUCUGGUCAAGUUUUGGGUUUUCUUUAAAGUGGUUUCAUUCAAUUGUUUGAAAAUAUUGUAUAGGUGGUCUGUUGGUUACGUUUGAAUGAGUCCAGUUAAAGGAUAGUGAGAGGAGUCACAUAGAUAAGACGGCUUUUGGCUGCCGUCCCAGAAAGUAGGGAGUAACGCUAGGCAUCCCAAUCCAGAACACAGAGAGACACUUGGAGAGAGGUGCAAAAGAUGACAGACACACCAAUUGAGAUUCUGGGAACUAGAUUCCCAAUAUUAAAAUAGAUCAAAUUCAGGUUCUAUAUUGGAAGAUUUAAAUGGCAAUUGUUUUCACAUUCCAGUUGGAGACCUCUGUGUACAUGAAAUUGUAGAAAAAUUUUGCUCAUCUAAAUUAUGAAACAUGACAAAGACAUGUACAUCAACUGGCCAGGGUUAAAUGUAUUGUUUGUGUGUUUGUAGGUCAUGUGUUUGUCAUGUUAUGUAUCUAUAUUGCAAACUAACGCCAUGCUUGCUUAUUUGUGUUAUUUGUUCUAUAUGUCUACAAGAUCAGUGAUUUGAGGUUCACUCUAAAAGGAGAGAAAGAAAGUGAGUUCUACGUUUAUGGAACAUUGGUAAAAUGGUAUUUCCCAAUUUAGGACAUUAAGAGAGAGACAUAUAAGAUUGGGGUUUAAAAUUGCUGAUUAGCACACCUUGAAAUUCAGUAAGUUAAUGCUAUACUCUCCAGUCAAGGUUUUAGCUUUGUGUUGUGCGAGAGUCCAUCUUUGUUUCUCACAAAGUAGGAGUCCUGAAUCCUGCAACCCUGAUACACCUUGUACAAUGAAGGGGUACCUCACCCAGAUGGCCCAGAUCAUUCCAAGGCCAAACCAAGCCCAGGCCUGUGAGAGACUGCCUUGGGUUCAGAAUAAGAAUAUUGGACACUGAUGGUUCCAGCUGCACCACAGCCAAGGAGAGGGUGGAGGAAUGGAGAGACUG
Esox lucius (northern pike) is the source of this 4599-nucleotide messenger RNA. Its product is annotated as protein NYNRIN-like. The coding region runs from base 1743 to 2654 and encodes 303 amino acids. NCBI's taxonomy places the organism in Eukaryota, Metazoa, Chordata, Actinopteri, Esociformes, Esocidae. The record is from RefSeq and is a predicted model, not a curated record. Gene Ontology annotation, biological process: DNA integration. The transcript has 3 exons. Gene Ontology annotation, molecular function: nucleic acid binding.